Messenger RNA from Microdochium trichocladiopsis, 732 nucleotides. RefSeq lists its product as uncharacterized. Gene Ontology annotation, cellular component: cytoplasm. Gene Ontology annotation, molecular function: cysteine-type deubiquitinase activity. The record is from RefSeq and is a predicted model, not a curated record. The transcript has 2 exons. Gene Ontology annotation, biological process: ubiquitin-dependent protein catabolic process; protein deubiquitination. Lineage: Eukaryota; Fungi; Ascomycota; Sordariomycetes; Xylariales; Microdochiaceae. Bases 1 to 732 code for a protein of 243 amino acids.
AUGGCUGCGCAGGAGCAAAAUGGCAAGUCCUGGACCAUGCUGGAGAACAACCCGGAGGUCAUGAACAAGCUGGCAUCUGAGCUUGGACUGUCACCCGAACUAGCAUUCCAUGAUGUCUGGUCCCUAGACGACCCACAUCUGCUCUCCAUGGUGCCCCGCCCGGCGCUGGCGCUGCUCGUCAUCAUGCCAUGCACUCCUGCUUGGGCAGAGGAUCGUAAGGCAGAAGCAGACGCUCGGUCAGAGUACGAUGGCUCUGGCCCGAGCGAGCCUGUCAUCUGGUUCAAGCAGACUAUAGGCAACGCUUGUGGCUCCAUUGGCCUCCUUCACUGCGCCAUCAACGGCCCGGCUGCCGAAUUCAUCUUGCCAGGUUCGCCUUUGGAAAAGAUCCGCAAUGCCGCGAUUCCUCUGAAACGCGAAGAGCGGGCUGCAAUGCUGUAUGAAAGUGCCGAUUUCGAGAAAGCCCACCAGGCUUGCGCGUCCGUCGGAGACACACAGCCAGUCAAUGCUGAACACCUGGGUCAGCACUUUGUCGCCUUCGUCGUUGCCCAUGGACGUUUGUGGGAGCUCGAAGGAGACACAAAGGGCCCGGCAGACCGUGGACCUGUCACAGAAGAUGAAGAUGUGUUGAGCCCCCGUGUGCUCAAACUUGGUUUCCAGCGCGUGAUUGAUCUUGAAAACGGCUCUGGGAACGACUUGAGGUUCAGCUGCCUCGCAUUGUCUCGAAAGGAAUGA